Aspergillus niger is the source of this 588-nucleotide messenger RNA. RefSeq lists its product as hypothetical. The coding region runs from base 1 to 588 and encodes 195 amino acids. Lineage: Eukaryota; Fungi; Ascomycota; Eurotiomycetes; Eurotiales; Aspergillaceae. The record is from RefSeq and is a predicted model, not a curated record. The transcript is spliced from 4 exons.
AUGCUGGGAAGGGGCCGAUUAGAUAAGAGCGCGGACCGGAUGUAUGACGUCAAGGAUGUUCUGCCGGCGAACACGAGAAGGGCCGGGCACGAAUCGGGAGGCCGGGUGGUGGUAGAGAACCAUGGCCGUGAAAGAGUGGUGACGCCAGCGGGACGAGCGGAUCGCCAAACCUUGAUCACGAUUGAUUUCAUGACUGUUCCUUAUGGUAAACCAUCGCUAUGCGCGUUCUAUGGCAUGCAGCUUGGGGAUGAAGCAUCAGGAAUAGGCGUGGGGAGAAUGCACACCUCCCUGUCCGGAGUGCUGCCGCGCCAAUUGACUGGCUCGAAUGGCCUCACCUCGAGUUGUUGUGUGUUGAUGACCCUUGAUCGUCCCGAGUUCGACUUACCAAGUUACCCUCCUGUCAGAAAUAAGCUUCAUGGGCCAACCCAUCCAGCGUUGCAUGCAUGUGCCCUCCUUCACGUCAUUGCGCUCCUUGCUGUCAUGACCUUCCGCUGCUCCCGAUGCCGCCAGUCCUACCAGAGUCGUGGGCAUCCUCAUACUGUCUUGAUCAGUCCUCGUUCACUGAAGCCGCGCGGCCGAUCUUCGUGA